CGCGGCCCGACCCUCAGCAAGACGAUGGCCCGGGUCCCAAACACGGGCUAGCGUGCCUAGGUGCCCUGCCAUGGGCUGUAUUGGCUCUCGGCGCCCAGCCGGUCAGGCAUUUCUGGGGACCACCACCUGGCUGAGGCUCAGGGACAGAGACGGCUGCUGCUCCAGCUAAAAGUGGCUUCAGACCCUGCCUGGGCUGUGGAGUGGAUCGAACUCCCUCGAGGUCUUUCUCUGUCUUCCUUGGGAUCUGCUCGGACUCUCCGAGGCUGGAGCCGUUCCCCGCGUCCUUCUUCUGUAGACAGCCAGGACUUGCCAGAGGCCUGGCCAGAGGCUACCGGCGCCAAUCUGGAGGCCCUGUCAGCCAGGUACUGAAGGAGAGGGACGGAUUGAUGGGCCUGAGGUCAAGGGGCAGGUGGAGGCUGCUUGUGCCAGGUGGAACCAACCAUGAUGGAGGAGAAUUAGGUGAAUGUUGGAGACACAGUCGCGAUGCUGCCCAAGUCCCGGAGAGCCCUAACCAUCCAGGAGAUCGCUGCGCUGGCCAGAUCUUCCCUGCAUGGUAUUUCCCAAGUGGUGAAGGACCACGUGACCAAGCCAACAGCCAUGGCCCAGGGCCGAGUGGCCCACCUCAUCGAAUGGAAGGGCUGGAGCAAGCCCAGUGACUCACCCGCAGCUUUGGAAUCAGCCUUUUCCUCCUAUUCAGACCUCAGUGAGGGCGAACAAGAAGCACGCUUUGCAGCAGGAGUGGCCGAGCAGUUUGCGAUUGCAGAAGCUAAGCUCCGAGCAUGGUCUUCAGUGGAUGGUGAUGACUCUACUGAUGACUCCUACGACGAGGACUUUACUGGCGGAAUCGACACAGACAUGGCUGGGCCUCUGGGGACCCACCUCCAGGACCUCUUCACAGGUCGUCGAUUCUCCCGGCCUGUGCGCCAGGGCUCUGUGGAGCCCGAGAGCGACUGUUCCCAGACCGUGUCCCCAGAUACCCUGUGCUCUAGUCUGUGCAGCCUGGAGGAUGGGUUGCUGGGCUCCCCAGCCAGGAUGACCUCCCAGAUGUUGGGUGAAGAGCUGCUCCUUGCCAGACUGCCCCCGAGCCGGGAAAGUGCCUUCCGCAGCCUGGGUCCACUGGAGGCCCAGGACUCACUGUACAAUUCACCACUCACGGAAUCCUGCCUUUCCCCUACUGAGGAGGAGCCUGAUUCUUGCAAGGACCACCCGCUACUCUGCCCACUGCCUGUAGGCAGCUGGGAGAGGCAGCAGCAAGUCUCUGACGUGGCCUCUUCUGGGGUCGUAUCCUUAGAUGAGGACGAGGUGGAGCCUGAGGACCAGUGAUCCAGAUGUGCUGGGUGGUGGCAUGUUUCCCCUGGCUGAUGCCCGGGGCAGAGCCUCUGCGGCCAAAAUGUGGGCUCGGGAGCUCCGAGGGCUUCUGGGAGCACUCACUUCUCCAUUGUGUGUUUUGCAUGAAAGUGUUCGGAGAGGAGGCAGGGGCCAGGCUAGGGGCGCAUGUACUGCUUCCACUCUUGGGGUUUGCCGGGGUUUGCCCGGGACCCCUGGGGCAUGGCUACAGCUGUGGCAGACAGUGACGUUCAUGUUUCUUGAAUCCAAAAUGCCACAUUUCCUUCUGGGAUGUGAACCUGAGGGGGUUGUUGUGGCUGGGCUGGGAGGGUGGGAAUGAAGGAGGAAGCCUGGCCGCCUCCUCCACCCUUCCCUGUGCCCCUUCUCCUCUGCUUCUCUCUUCACCCAAGACCACGUGCAGUGCUUGACUGAACCACCUCCACCUGUGGGGCUGGCUCCUGCCCUCCUGGAGUCUACAGAUUGAGCCAUCCCCUAAGGGCCCCCUUGCCCAGCUGGGCUCCGCUGUGCUUCACCUCGCCAUUGUCUCUAAACCUUUUUUUUUCCCUGAA
Cricetulus griseus (Chinese hamster) is the source of this 1895-nucleotide messenger RNA. NCBI's taxonomy places the organism in Eukaryota, Metazoa, Chordata, Mammalia, Rodentia, Cricetidae. The record is from RefSeq and is a predicted model, not a curated record.